AUGGGACCCCGGCUGGCUCGUGGGGACAAGAAAUCAGUCCUAAACACCGAACUGCGGAUUCCUGGUGGUGCCAUGACAGGCUUUGGGCUCCAGCUGCUGGUGGGCGGCGGCCUGACUCCUGGGAGCCUGGAGCCCCGCAUCCCUCUGUACUUCGGCGAGAAUGACACGUCUCGGGUUGAGAAGUUUGAAUGCGAGAAUAUGGGAGCGCCCCUCGGGCAUGCUGCUCGUUACCAGGGUCGUCGGUGUGCUCCUGCUUCUCGCUCCUCCUGGACUCGAUUCUUUGAAGUGAGAAGCGUGUAUGUGUUCCAGUCAUUGAGCUCAGACCCGAUGAACAGGGGCCGAAUCAUGGACAGUCGGACGGACAGUGCACAUCCCCAGCCCGCACGUUCCCAUCUGCACUGUGUCAGACCCCCUGGUUCUGGGCCGCGGGCCCCUCACCCAGCAGCCUUCCUCUGUGCUCUUGCCCGGAGUGCCCCGGGGUGCUGGCUCCUGUCCAGCUGCCGAGACUCAGCCGCCUGGUCCAGGACACCCGAGCUCCGUGCCCGCCUGGCGCUCCGCACCGUCCUGCAGUGCCCUGGGCCCGCCCCGCUGGGAUCUGUGUGCAGAGUCACCUUUGAGUUCAACCUGAAGGUAGCCCGGAGCGGGAGCACGCCUGUCGCAUCACGCAAACGACAGCCCGUGGUCCGAACGGCUGACUCUCCUGGGGAGGGGGCACUGGCCAGGUCUCGAGAAGUCACCCAGCCGACUGACAUGGCAUCUGAGUCCGUGGGAGGGAUGAUUUUAUUUGCAACAGACAACUUUUUUGCUCCUGCUGAAACCCUCAUAAAAAACGACAGCCUGAGAUUUAAAGAGCACGAAUAUACUGAGUUUGGGAAGUGGAUGGAUGGAUGGGAGACGAGAAGGAAGAGGAUUCCAGGCCAUGACUGGUGCAUCAUCAAGCUGGGAAUAAAAGGGAUCAUCCGGGGCUUCGACGUGGAUGUUUCUUACUUCAGGGGAGGCUAUGCUCCUCGAGUCAUUCAAGCAGCAAACUUGGAAGAAGACAAGCAACCAGAAAUUCCACAGAGAGGAGUCAGGACCCGAGCUGCCGCCGCCCCUAAGGAGUCUGCAGCGAUUUCCGAGGUGCGCCUCCGAAACAAAGGGUCCAACAACUGGAAUUACUUGGUUCCCAUGGCAGAGCUUAAACCAGGAGUGCCUGCUUCCGGCCACAAUUAUUUUCCUAUCAAUUCCCAGCAGACAUGGACUCACGUAAGACUCAACAUUUUCCCAGAUCGUAGAAUCGCACGUCUCAGAGUGUACGUCACAGGACAGAGAGACUGGACCACAACUGACCCCAAAGAACCCCUGGACCUAGUGACCGCUGCUUAUGGGGGUGCCUAUGUAGGGUUCAGCGAUGCACAUUUUGGGCACGCAAAUAAUAUGAUAGAAGUUGGUGAGGCAAAGUCUAGGGCAGAUGGUUGGGAAACUGAAAGGAGGCUGGACAGGCCACCGAUAGUAGAGAAAGAUGAGAAUGGCCUUCUCCUCGUCCCGGGAUGUGAAUGGGACGUUUUCCGACUGGCACAUCCUGGUAUAACUCAAAUUGAAGUCAAGACAAAGUAUUUUAAAGGCAACUCCCCUGACAGCUGUAAGCUGGGUGGCUGCUUGCCGACUCAGGAGGAAGAAGACGUGAUCAGGCAGAAGGGGGACCUUCCUGGCCCUAAGUGGGAACCCCUUCCUCCAGUCACGAAGCCCUCCCCCAGCGAUGGCCACGCGCUCAGCAGCCUCACCCUGCAGCCCCAGGAUGUGGCCACUCACGCGGGGCUCACCAUCGCCCCCCACGGGGGCAUGAGCUGCCUCCGGCUCAGGGUCUUCCCCAGCCCCACCUGCCUCCUGCGCCCCCCGGGGAAGCCGAUGACGAGGUUCUCAGUUAAAGUGGGGUUCAGGGCCAACCUUUGA
Manis pentadactyla (Chinese pangolin) is the source of this 1932-nucleotide messenger RNA. RefSeq names its product allantoicase (gene ALLC). Gene Ontology annotation, molecular function: allantoicase activity. The record is from RefSeq and is a predicted model, not a curated record. Gene Ontology annotation, biological process: allantoin catabolic process. Lineage: Eukaryota; Metazoa; Chordata; Mammalia; Pholidota; Manidae.